CCGGUCGUUUAAAUUAACUGUAGCUGAGGUAAAUAACGUUAUGGGGACGAAAAAGGUUGGUUUCGAAAUUAUAUUUGUUUAUCACUUGUUGUCGUCGCGAAUGGUUGUUAAUUUUUCUUAUGAAUUUUAAUGUAGUGUAGUGUUUAUUUCUGUUCUUUAACAAUGAAUCUUACUAAAAUCCCAUCUGCUUUUAAUGCCAUUAAAAGAAGUAUUUUCAGACCCGUUUAUUGCAGUUCAACUAAUUUGAAACAAGUGACUCGUCUUUUGAGUACCAGCACUUUAUCAAAAAAUAAGGUCACAUUUACAGUGGAACUCCAUGGAGGACAGCGCAUUCCGAUGAAAGUUGAACCUGGUAUCACUUUGAGGGAUGCAAUCGCCGAAACCGAAGAAGCUGGAGAAGAUUAUGGAGUUUGUGGAGCUACUCUUGCAUGCUCAACCUGUCACGUGAUUCUUGAGGAGAAGACUUUUAAGAAGCUGAAGAACGAAAUCACUGAAGAUGAAAUGGAUAUUUUGGACCUAGCUCCUGAAAUUCACAACCUAUCGAGAUUAGCUUGUGCGAUCAUUGUGGGACCUGAUUUGGAAGGAACUCUCAUUAAAGUACCAACGGAACGAAAAGAUGCGAGAGACGAAAAUCAAAGUGAACAAGUCUGAUCUUCUACAAAUAUGACCUUGCAUGUGAAGAUAAAAAAAAAAGAGUGUUAACUUAUAAAUAAAUGUUUUUAUAGAAUUUUUCUUUUUAACCAUUUACACUUUUUUGUCUUGGAUGUAAGUAUACUAAUUAGUGUGUUGUUGAAAAAUAUUACGAAAAGAUAAACGUGUGCAACAGUUAUUUUUUGUGUACAGUGUACUAAAUAAAUGAGAAAAAAAACUUAUAACAUUUGAUCUGAUUUUUGCAUGCUAAAAAAGGACACUACUUGGAAAAUGCACUUUGUGUUGAAAUUUGGUAUAUUAGUAGUAUACUUUAAUAAUGGUCUCCUUUUAGAAUAAUAAAACGUACUAUCCAGACCAGUCAGAGAAAGCGUAUAUGAAAAUGUAAGCACACUUUCUGGUAUAUGAAAUGUAUACUUUCUGGGUUAAAUCUACAUUUUAUUAACGUGCGUGCCUGAUUCGCUGCAGUGGUUUAUUAUUUAUUUUUCCUUUUUUUUCUAAUAAAGAUUUUUUUUUCUCUGUU
This is a messenger RNA of Parasteatoda tepidariorum (common house spider), 1171 nucleotides long. RefSeq lists its product as uncharacterized. NCBI's taxonomy places the organism in Eukaryota, Metazoa, Arthropoda, Arachnida, Araneae, Theridiidae. Gene Ontology annotation, biological process: P450-containing electron transport chain. Gene Ontology annotation, molecular function: 2 iron, 2 sulfur cluster binding; electron transfer activity. Gene Ontology annotation, cellular component: mitochondrion. The record is from RefSeq and is a predicted model, not a curated record.